This is a messenger RNA of Patiria miniata (bat star), 2652 nucleotides long. RefSeq names its product parafibromin-like. The coding region runs from base 43 to 1623 and encodes 526 amino acids. The record is from RefSeq and is a predicted model, not a curated record. Gene Ontology annotation, cellular component: Cdc73/Paf1 complex. NCBI's taxonomy places the organism in Eukaryota, Metazoa, Echinodermata, Asteroidea, Valvatida, Asterinidae. The transcript is spliced from 15 exons. Gene Ontology annotation, molecular function: RNA polymerase II complex binding. Gene Ontology annotation, biological process: positive regulation of transcription elongation by RNA polymerase II; transcription elongation by RNA polymerase II.
GGGCUAGUAGUCUGUCGUCAUUUCAGAACUUCACAGGACAUCAUGGCAGACGUUCUGAAAUUUAUUCGAGACUACACAGUCGCAAAUAAGGAGAUUACUGAACACGAUGGCCAGGUUAUAUUUGGUGAGUUCUCCUGGCCGAAGGAUGCUAAGACCAACUACGGAAUCUAUGGGACGGGCAAGGAUGCUGGGGAAUCCAAGGAAUAUUACUCUGUGGAUUCCAUCUUAUUUCUUCUGAAACAUGUCAAGCUUACUCAUCCUAACUAUGUGCGGCAAGCUGCUGCAACAAAUGUUCCUGUCGUGCGUCGGCCGGACAGAAGAGGUUUGCUUGCCUAUCUGAAAGGAGAAACAGCCACAUCUGCGAGUAUCGACAAAAGUGCACCACUUGAGAUCGCCGUACACCAAGCCAAGCGCACCAUUGAUGACACCCAAAAUGACCCGUCCAAGAAAAUCCGCUUUGAGAUGGAGCAAGUGCAGAAGGCCAAGGAGCGACUUGCGGCUAAGCUGGAGCCGUCAAAAGAGGGCGCUGUCGUCACCACCGAUCAGAUUAGGUCGCUCUCGGACACCAUGUCCGUGGAGAAGAUCGCAGCCAUCAAGGCCAAGCUGCGAGCCAAGAAGCGAACCACCAUCAAAGUUGACGACGAUGACCUAGGCACGGGGAUCCUGGAACAGCGCAGCUUCAUUGAUGCCGAGGUGGAUGUGACCAGGGACAUCAUGAGUCGAGAAAGACUGUGGCGGACUAGAAGCUCUAUACUGCAGAGCACUGGCAAGGAUUUCUCCAAGAAUGUGUUUGCAAUACUGCAGUCUGUCAAGGCACAGGAGGACGGCAAACAGACCAAGCCCACCACACAGCAGAGAACUGAACAAACUCCAGCCACACAACAGGAUCCACGGAGGAAGCAAGCAGCUCAGACACAGUACAAUCGUUACGAUCAGGAAAGAUUCAGAGGAAAGGAAGAAACUGAGGGCUUCAAGAUUGAUACUGGAGGCACGUACCACGGAAUGACACUCAAAUCUGUAACGGAAGGUGCCAGUGCUCGCAAGGCCCAGACCCCAGUCCCAGCCCCUCGGCGAGAGAUCACCCCCCAACCCAAGCCUCAGACACCCCAGAAGCGUGUCUCUCGCACCCCUAUCAUCAUCAUUCCAGCAGCCACUACGUCGCUCGUCACUCUGUACAACGCUAAGGACAUCCUGCAAGAUCUAAAGUUCUUCACAUCGGAUGAGAAGAAGGCACAAGGAGCUCGCAAAGAGAACGAUGUCCUAAUACAAAGACGGAAAGAUGACGGUAGCUCCGUACCAUACAGGGUCGUUGAUACAGUCAACAAACUGAGCCCGCAGGAUUGGGACCGUGUUGUUGCCGUGUUUGCGCAGGGUCCCGCCUGGCAGUUCAAGGGAUGGCCUUGGCUCCUGUCGGACGGAUCUCCUGUUGACAUCUUUGCAAGAAUCCGUGGCUUCCACAUUCAAUACGAGGAGAUGAAAUUGGAUCCCAACAUCAAGAAGUGGAACGUGCAUGUCCUGUUGGUCAGUCGUACUAAGCGUCACCUGGAUCGAGCCAGUCUGCUCAAGUUCUGGGAGAUUCUGGACAAGUACAUGAUCAAGCACAAGACCCAUCUAAGAUUCUAGGACAGCUCCUUCUUGAACAGACGCUACUUAAGACCGCAACUCGAGAUCAAGGCAAGAUUGACUGCAUCCAGCUGUAUCUUAUUUGAAGAGCGGGAAACAUUCUAUUCACUUCGCUCCUGCAUAGUUGAGGGCGCUAGACUGUGCAUAGCUACUACACAUUUCACUUGUAUCAUUCGGGAUUGUUGCCAAUUUGGUUUUCUGGAAUAAGACUUUACGCACAAAGUAAAUGGCUCCUGUUACCCUCGAGAAGAGAAGAUGGAUUGUUUUACCACUAGAUGGCAAGGUAUGCACAUAGAGGCUACUUUUGGAAAGGGUAAAUCAAUGGAAUAAAACACGAAGCAUUAUUAUUUUUUCAAAACAAAACGCACCCAAUAUUUCUAUUAAAUGAUUGGGCAAGUAUUCUCCAAGCACUUGUAAUAUCGAUGUUCCUUUUUUUCUCUUCCAAUUUCGUCUUGGGAAAAUUAAAAUGUUGAUGCUUCAGAGAUGUUAAUUUGUUUCAUUAUCCAUACUGGGUGCAAUCUUACUUAGCGUGAAAGUUUAGUGGGUAUUAUUACUAUUUUUUGUUUGAGUCUGUGUGUUUGGAGGGGUGUCAAAGUUGUAAGGCAGAAGUACUUUCGUUUCACCACGCCAUACAUUUGUACCAGAACGAAGCAUGUCAAAUUUCAACCAUUUGGGGAAACAUUAAACCCAAGUACGAAUCACACAUUAGGGUGCCUUCAGGAAUUUCUAGUAUAAUAAAGGGAUUCAGUCUGUUCAUGUAGUGUUCGAACUCUAGAUUUUCAAGCAGCGUUUUUCAUUUUCUUCCCAUUCCUUCCCAGCACUUCAUUGUAAAGGUCUUUUGUAAAUAAGAUUUUGUACUGUACAGUAUGCUCUAGAUGGGACAUAUGUAGGAUAGUUAAUUAAUUUAGCAACAUUUUCCGUGCUGAAUCAAUCAUGAGAAAUACACACAUGCAGCCAGUGCUUAAAAUAAAAGUUCUCUCAAGAUUUUGUAAAAGGCCUUAUUCACGUGUCGGCCAUAUUAAAUUGAAA